This is a messenger RNA of Anopheles funestus (African malaria mosquito), 5351 nucleotides long. RefSeq lists its product as uncharacterized. NCBI's taxonomy places the organism in Eukaryota, Metazoa, Arthropoda, Insecta, Diptera, Culicidae. The record is from RefSeq and is a predicted model, not a curated record. The transcript has 9 exons. The coding region runs from base 211 to 4155 and encodes 1314 amino acids.
CGAUGGUCACAAGGAAACCAGCAAGAACUGUCCCUAAUUACAGCCAUUGCCGGAUAAACGAUCUGCUAAUUUGGCAGCUCCUCUUCCUACAUUCGACGGUGCCAUAUGGAAAAUAAACAUUCUUCCUAGUGUGAACGUGUCUAUUGCAUCGAAGUAAUUGUGCAAAAUAACGUAUUGCCCCAAAAAAAAACGAUAGAAAACACCGACACAAUGGCUACGAGUCCCGGUUCAGAUAACAAUUGUAACAUCUACAUGCCACCGUUAGGAUGUUCCGUGGCGUCCUCGCAUGACUUCAGUGAUUAUCAAUGGUUUACAGAUUUUGGAAGUUAUCGCGAUGGAGUGACCACGCACCAGAGCAUCCUUUCGGCACUAUCCGCGUCGUACAAUGGAAUUGGCGAGCUGUCGUACUACGAGAAGAUGGCGAAGGAUAUUGAUGCCAAUCUGGCGGAGAUCGAUAUGGAAAGCUUCCGCAAGGAGGAUAUCAAUUCGCUGUUGACCGCCAUCCCAUCGCAGUUACGACUAGACGAUGCUGAGCGCAAAGCGCGCAACAAUAAUCGCAUUUUCUCGACGAUAACUAGUUGUACGGCGGCUGGACUAAUACCGGCCGAUAUGAUGGACAAUUCAUUCUGCAAAUCGGAGUUGCUGUUUUCACCGGUGAAAGAAUCGCACAUCAGCGUGGAUUCGCUGGACAUGGACGGAUAUCCGGACGAGGAGGACAUCAUUCUAACCUGCCAGGCGAAUAAAGAUAACUACACGAUAGCAUUUGAGCAAAGUAUACUGUACUCGGAGGAAAGUUAUUACGACGGCCCAGAACACUAUGGUAAAUACAAACGUAUGAACCUGCUGAAUAAUUUACAAAACCGUGCCCAAUACAUACGGCACAAAGAUUCCAUGUCCCGUUCGGAAGUAAACUACACAACUUGGAGCAAUUUGAAGCGAACUGGAACAUUGCAAAGGCCACCGAUUGCAGUGAAUCCGCUGAUCACUCAUAUUUCGCGUCACAAUCGGACAUGUUUCGUACGGAAAAGUUUCAGCAUGCCCAAUUUGCAAUCGGAUCAACCAUGCUCGUCACCAGCACAUCUUCCUUCAAAGGAUCAGCAUCAACUGAACGUUUCUCAGGCCGGAAAUGGUCACAAUUCGGAAGAAUCUUUUGAGAGACCGAUGCGUACCUUGCUUCCAAUGUACACCCUACCAACGGAUUCAGAGAAUGAAAGCAGCACCAAUGGAAAUGGAGUCGACGAAAACGAUCAAUGCGAUGAGAACAACCAUCUGCCGAAUGAACAUCGUGAGUCACGGCAACAGCAACCGGAAGACCAGCAGCAUCCACAAUUACAACACCAGGCGCAACAGCAAACUCUGCAACAGCCAUCGUUUAAUUUGGUGAAGCUUUUCAUCAAGCAGAAAAGCAGCUCAACGGACACCUGCAUGGAUGUGUCAUCCGGUUGCUGGCCAAGCGAUAGUACCAACAGUGGCGGUUCGGGGGAUCAUCAGAUGCAUCAUUUAGGUGCCGGAGCAACAAUUCCAGCCAUGCGGUGUCGCAAGAAAAGUAUGCACGAUUCGGGCAAAUGUUCCACAACCGGCGGUGGCAGUGUCGGUGGAGGAAGGCAUGGUGAAGAGGAAGAGUUUCAAUUGGACAGCUUAGAUGCACAAAUUAACAACAGUCACGUGAACACUAACAACAACAACGGCAGUCACAGCGAUGUCGAUGAGGAAGGUCUGAAUGGAGAAAGAGGAGGGCCUCCGUCGUCGCCGCAGCGAGCUCAAGGAACGAAUGGGGCGCAGGGUGUUGGUAAUAUGAAGCUGAAUGAUUUUAAUCGGCAAAUGCACGGCUCUCCCCGUAGACAGUACAAGGGAUUCAAUAUGAACAUUGGCGGCGGGCGAAGAUUGCUGCAUGAGCUUUUGCAGCAACACAACGGUUGCAGCAUUGGAUCGGCCAGCGCGUUGAACAGCAGUAGCAGUAUUAACAAUAACAAUAAUCACAAUCUAAACAACAACAAUAGCUAUAAAGACACCAACAGCGAUACCAGCCGCACGUCGGAGAACUUAACGCAAAUAUUCAAUCACAGUGGCAAUAACAAUACCACCCUCUCCUCGGGCUGUAAAACAAAGAUUCCGAUCGAUAUGAUAACUAAAUCGAUGCAAACUUCCCUCAUCGGUACACCGACCACUAAUGGAGGCAAUGUGGCAAGGGAGAAGGUGCGCGUAAUACCACCCUCGUUUCUGGAUCGCCUGAACGAACUUGGCGAUAAGCAGAAAGCUCCAGUGUUUGUGGUGUAUCCCAACUAUGCACUUCCGGAUUUGGGCUUCCUGAAGACACAGAACGAGGUCGUCAUAUCGCCGCUUACGUUUAAAGAAACGAUGACGGGUGCGGGUCGUCCGCUGAAGAAACCGCGCCCAGUUUCAAUGAACGACAUCGAAAAUAUACGGCAGCGUGAGUAUAAGCACGUGACUGACUGGAAGUCGCUCGUUUUUCUGCUUCCAACAGAGUACCGUAAGCUGCUGCGUCACAUUCCGGAAGUGAGCGAACUGAGUCUGUCGACUGAGAAGCAACCGAUGUUUUGCAUGACUCCACCAUUGCGACGCGGAGUCGCCCGGGGUGUGAGUUGUGAUUGUACCAACUUAUUAAAUCAGAAUACGCAAACAUACAACAGUUCGAGCUCGGGUGGAAGUUCCAGCGCAGCACCAAGCUCCGGAUAUCGAGGAUCAUCAACGAUGCUAACGACGGACUCAGAGAUGGAUGGUAUCUUGGGACCGUCGAAUAGCAGCAACAUUUUCAACAAUAAUCUGUACGUUUACCAGUACGACAGUCCAGCGGAGGUUUUAGUACCCUGCGAGAGGCCCCCUUCUGGCCGUACGGUAGGUGGAACCCCAAAGAGCAUCCUUCGGCGGCCGCAGGGAACGCCUAGAGGGGUUAGUAAUCCAGCAUCCAGUGCGGCUAACAAUCACAGCAACAUGAAAGCCAAGCGUAGCAGCAUGUUCGAGGAACAGCAAAUGCCGCAUUAUCCGCAAGCAUCGCGGGAAAAGAGACGUUCGCUGCAAGAGCACCAUUCGUACAACUUUUACGAAGAUGCCGAAGAGGAGGAAGAACAUUGUGCUGCUGAACCUAAGCUUCACAAUUCACCCAACAUGACGCCACAUCCGCGGUUAGCCAAUACACCAAAGUUACCGUCGGCCGACCAUUACCAUAAGCUGAACAAGCUGGUAGAGUUUGGCGAUAACGAUACUGCAACCGUUGGUGACGCUAACCAUCAACAAUGUAUCGACGAUGAUCUGGAUGCUCGUGCCCGGGCGGAGCAAUUUUUGUCACACGUACCGAAAUCGGAGCUCAAACACUAUGCCGAAAUUGCGCAUAUUCUGGAGUCGACCGAGAUGAUCGAAUCUUCCGAGCCGGCAUACGAUCGUACCCGGCUCCGUAACGAGGUCAGUCGAUUGCUGUCACAGAAGCGAAACGUUACCUUCACCAAGCAACAAACAGUCCCAAGCGUCUCGAACGCUAACAGUACUACACCGGUACGACAGCAACCAUCCCCGGCAACGGUUUUGUUACGACCGACGGAAAUAAAGUUUUCUACACCACCAAACUCUCCGAACAUGUCUGUCACGGUGGCAAAGACGGGUCACCACCAUAACGCGACGGGAAUGGCGACAGAAAAGAAACCACCCGUUGCCCAGCGUACACCAUCGUCAUUGGCAGGUUCGCCUGCUUCCGGAACGGAGAAGGAAAAACAAGAUAAAAUACAGACCAAUCGGUUCAAACGUUUGCAAAUUCAAUGGGAGCUGCUGAGCAAAGAAGCAAGCGUGAAGGCGUCUACCGAUGGUCAGCGAAAAGAGAUUCGCAGCGGUGGCAAUACACCAACCGGUGGUAAUAGUGGUUCCAAAUCGCGGAUUCCACGCCCUGUGAGCUAUCCUACAACUAGAACCAAUUCUGAUCCUGUGGUGAGCAAAACGUUAAAAUCACCUAGCCGCAUUGUGGCACCGAAGAAGUAUGGUGCUAUACAGUCUCCAGUCACAACACCUCCUACACCGGCUCCACGUACGCCGAGCAAAACGUUUAGCAACACCACCCCGAAGAAAGUGUCGUCUGCUCCCUCUCGCCCCGCGACACGCACACGCAUCCCGCUCGGGAAUCGCAGCAAAAAGUUUCCUGCUAAGUAGCGAAACCACGCGACUACAGACGUAAGGAUUGUUUCAUGAGCGGGCAAGGUUCUGAUGGAGCUAGAACGGAGCGGAACCCACGAUGAUCGUAUGCUUUUAAACCAAAGGAAGUGUAUAAAUAUUAACCCAACUACCUGUUUAUCGGCAGAGGGCGAUAGAUAUGCGCCACAUCGUCUAGCAAAACGAUGAGUAAUGGAAGAUGCUGUAAAUUGUAUUUUGCCGGUGUUAGGAAUAUUUGCUCCCAACAUUCUCUCCAUGUGUUAGAUAAGAAGAAAUGGUAAUGAUUUUGUAGGUCUGUCACGAGAAGGCUACGUAAAUAUUAGACUGCAUUACACAGCACAGUUGCGUAUCGAACUGCAUCGAAAUUUCCGCACAGGUCCUUCUACCGUUGGAUGUAAGCCUUUAUUUUUAGCCACAUAUAUACACACAUACAAUCGUUUGUUUAUUGUACUGUCGCUUGUUAGGAACGAUCAAUCCACUGACCGACGUGUCUCCGUAACGGGGCGAAUAUAAUAUAUACAGUAAGAAAAUGCGACUGAAUUGCACAGAAUUGUAUGUAGAUAAUUGAACGAUGGUGUUCUGUGUGGUGUGGUACAAAGCUUUGCUCUGUCGUCCCCGUUACGGUGACAUGAUUGUGUCCUGAACUGCAAACGCGCGCUGCUUUAUUCAGAACAAGCAUUUCCUGAAACAUGCUCAUACAUCAAACGCUGUAUAUCGACUAGCGCUAUUUUAAUUUUAAAAGUACUAAACGUUCUGAUAAACCCUUUUGUAGGCAUAUGUUAGAGGGAUUAAUGUCUUGUUUCGUUUGCAAAAAAAGGUGUAUCGACAAUAUAAGUCGGUGAGAGGAGCGGGAAAAUGAGACGGAAUGUUCUAUCAGCAGCAAUAAUUAUUCAGCGCUUCUUAGUCAGCUUGCUUCAUAAUAGCUAUACAAUAUGCAUAGAACGAUUAUAAUACUCAUGCGCUCUGUAAUCAAUGCCGUAAUAUUCAUAUACAUAUAUAAUCAAGCGUCAACAGUGCAGAAGGUAGGAUAGCUAGAGGAGAGUGUUAUGGAGCGAGUGUUAAAGAUGGAUUAGAAUCGUUUAGUAUUAGUGUGUACAGGCAUAUUACAUGUAGGAAAGAUGCAUAUUUUUCGGUAUUAUUACUACUAUUUUUUUCUUGGCUUUUAACGACCUUACACAGGUCACGCUGGCCAUUUC